Fimicolochytrium jonesii is the source of this 678-nucleotide messenger RNA. RefSeq lists its product as uncharacterized. The record is from RefSeq and is a predicted model, not a curated record. NCBI's taxonomy places the organism in Eukaryota, Fungi, Chytridiomycota, Chytridiomycetes, Spizellomycetales, Powellomycetaceae. Bases 1 to 678 code for a protein of 225 amino acids. The transcript is spliced from 3 exons.
AUGCCCACGCCUCUCACAAAAACACCGGCCUCCUCGGCAACACCUUCUUCUUCCACUGCCGCACAGGCACCACCACCACCAAAACGAAAAAGCACCAGCGAAAUCGACGAUAUCUUUAGCGGCAAGAAACCGAAAACAGAAAUAGACGCCGACGGGUUCGCUAUCCCCGCCCUGCCAGUCCCAUCGAAACUAAGCAGAAAUCAGAAGAAAAGGCUAAAGGAGAAAGAGAAAGGGAAGGCGGCUGAAAGCGCGGAUACGGUUUCAAGUGCUGGGAAAGCGGUAGCGCCAUUGAUAGCAGACUCAAAGAAAAAAGAAGGGGAUCCACAGGAGGAGGAUGAUGAUGAUAGUGGUGCGGAAAGCGAGGACGGGCCUGACGACGACGAGGUGUUUGAAAACAUCACGGACGAGAAGGAGAUCCGGGCGCGGGUCGCUGAAGCGCGAACGACGCGACCCAAACCUGUCGUUGAGACGAUCGAGUUCAAAGACCCGACGUUUAGUAGUGGGAGUGGGAGUGGGGCCUUUGUGAAGCCGCCGAAUGAUGCGUUUGGUGAUUCUCGGGGGUUGAUUGCAACAAGACGGACAGAUGAUGGGUUUGGAGUGUUCACCACCGAUGAAUUGGCCAUUGGGAAAGGCGGAGAUACUCCACAAUGUCCCUUCGACUGCUGGUGCUGCUACUGA